AUAUUGAUUGGAUGGUUCUGCCUACCACCAGACGUUCAGUCCCUCCACCGCGGGGGAAAUAAUAACAGCGAUGAUAACGGGCUGCUUGGUUACGUUGCCAUGGGGACCAGAUGCAUAAAAAUUGGUAACAAAAGGCCAGCAUCACCAUUUUGCUCUCUGGUUCCACAGUGGACGGAGCUUGUAGGUGUUUGUCUGUUAGCGGAGACAAAAUAUCCUUAUUUUUGACAAAGUAUACGCAACCGCCCAAAUUGUCUCAUUUGGGAGUAGCGUAUAAAGGGCGUGUCUUCUGAAGAGAUCGGAAUUCCUUAGACAGAAAUUGGCGGGGAGAUGGAUCGUUCGACUCGCAGAAAGUUACUGGAGUCCUUCAAGGAGGAGGUGGGCCAGACGGUCGACGCCGAGAAGGUGGCCCGGGAGCUGUACGAGAGGGGCAGCAUCAGCGAAGAGAUCCGCGACCUAAUCCUGAAGCAGCGGACGAACAAGGACAAGGCCAACAAGCUUAUGGAUGUGAUGAAGAUCUCCAAGACCAGCAACUACGAGGCUUUCUGUGAAACACUCCGAGAGCAAGGACACGACAAGCUGGCACAGCAACUGUUGAAACCCGAGGAGCGACCCAGCGCCGGCCCCAAGCGCAAGACUAAAACAACAGGGGAUAUCAAACGGAAACCAUCUAGUGCAAGGGCUGACAGCUACGCGGACGUGUUCAAGAGCUGCCGUAACUGUUUCAUCAGCGACGUGGCCGCCGACCCGACACGACUGGUCAAACACUUGGAGGCUGGCGGUACGGGCAAACGGAUGAUACUCUCUAGCGCCACCAAGCGGCAGGUGGAGCUGGAGCCCGAGGCCGAGGCCAAGGCGCAGAUUCUGUUUGAGGCCAUUCUGCCGCAGAUCAACGAGUACGGUCCCUUUUUCGAGCUGGUGCAGAUUCUACGGGAACCAUUCCAGCACCUGUCCAACCAACUCUGGGAACAGCUGAAGAACAUCGUUGUGCCACCACACAAAAGUAGUACCAGCGUAGGUCGUAGUAAGCACAGCGCUGGAAGCCAACACUCGUCACUGCCAGGCUCACCCGGAAGUCUGCGGGGCUCACCCCAAUCAGCUGGUGUGGGGCCCUCAAACGACGUCAUGAAGUCCCUGACAAAUCUCCAGUCGGAUCUGACCGAGUCGCAAAGCGACAGCCUGAAGCAGUCCCUGCAGUUGGAGAGAUGCAUUCAGGCGACAGCCGAGGCCAACAAUGCCAUCAAGAAGCUAAAAAUUCAACUGCGUCUGUCUGAGGAGGAGCGGGACGCUGCUGUCUCGCAGGCCGAGGCAGCCCGGCAACAGGCCGCCGAGGCACGCCAGCUACUGGAGACCGGACUCGCCGAGGCAGAAGCAGAGCGCAAGAAACUCGAAGACCAGCAACGCAAGUGGGAAGGCCAAAUACGAAGACGCAUGUCCAUUCUGGAGCAGAAGGAGACGUACCUUGCCUCCAAGGAGGCAGAGCUGAGGCGACGCGAGGAGGAGCAGAAGCAGCGCAACCAACUUCAGCGGCGUCAGCAAGAUUCACUGGAGAAGAGGGGCUUCGAUGCGGCUCGUCGAGGAGAAAGACAAGACAUGCGAAGCGCUGAGUACCACGUCCGCCAAGAGAGGAUGAAGGAGAGAGAAAACAACCUGGAGAUGAACGAAUCGCAGAUCUCGGAGAGAGAAGAGGAAGUUGCUCGAAAGGAGGGCGCCCUGAAAAAGAAGGAGAUCGAUUUGCGCCGCAGAGAAAUGGAAACCAUUCGUCUGGAGGAGCAGAUAAAACUGAUGCAGGCAUCUCAGCGUAAGACGGCAGCCCAACUCAAGCAGAAAGAACAGUCCGUCGCCCAGGCAGAAGAAGACGUCAAAAUCAUUGGCGAAAACCUAAAUCAACGCGAGGAAAAACUGAGAGAGAAAGAGAAACGGCUCAACGUGAAGAUGCUGCAAGUCAAGGAGCAGGAGGAGGACUUGCACCAGCAGAAGAGAAGCAUUGACAAGAAAGAGAAACAGGUGCAGGAUGCAGAAACCGAGCUGCGAGAAUGGGGGACGGAGCUAGAGAACAAAUCCCAGGAAAUGAGUAACAUGAAAUCCGAAGCGGACAUCAAAGAAGAGGAGCUCAACCAAAGAGAAGAGGAAAUAAUGAUCAAGAAGAAAGAGCUGGAUAGCCUGCAAGAUGUCCUGGACCAUCGUCUGCAGGCGCAGGAGAGGAUGGAGCGCGCCUUGCGGAUGAUCGAGGUGGAGCAGAUUCGCCGAGAUAAAGAAAUACUCAACCGGGAGGCUGAGUACUUCCACCUGAGUUAUCCCUCUCAGAAAAAAAUAGAAGAGAUUGCGGAUCGGUUGGAGGAGCUGGACAAGAAAGACGGAGAGCUGAAGAAACGCGAGGAGCUCCUAAGCUGGAUCGAAGUGGAACAGCAGCGCCGCGAGGUGGAGCUGAAGAAACAGAUGCUGUUGGCCGAGCGAGCGCGCCGGGAGGCGGAGGUUGCCGGCGAUGAGGCCGGCGAUGAUAACGACGGUCAGCGCAUCGAGGCCGAAUCAGUGCCCCCGAGCGAGGUUAGCCUCCAGCUGGACGCCGACCCAGAGCCGGAGAUUUUUGGCUACGAAGUGGUGCUCAAGGGAGCCCGCUACGCCAAACGCGGCAGCAAGGCGUCCUUCGAGAUGAAGGUUGCGGGGCUGCAGACGGUGGGGGCCUUCAAAAACAUCUUGGAGACGGAGGAAGGGAUACCUGCCAGCUGGCAGAGUCUCCUCCUGAACGGACAGCAACUGGAUGAUAGCAUGACACUACCGAGCAGCAGUAGCCCGGGAGGGUUACAAAAGAUCGAACUGAGACUGUCUGCACCUCAAGUAAAGGAAAGAGACGUUCUCAAACUCAGGGUACGGAGCUGCAACGGCCCUACCCACACCAUCGAGUUCUCGCAGGAGGACACCGUGGCCCUGGCCAAGACGCGCAUCUACAAGUACACCGGCACCCCGCCCCACCAGCAGCUGCUAGCCUACAAGGAAGUGCUCCUGGAGAACCACGCCCCUCUGCAGCUCUACUCCAUCCGCAAGAACGCCACCUUGGAUCUGAGGUUGCGCUUCACGGUGAUUGCGCAGCUGUCCAGCAACCAGCAGCUGGCCAUCACAGCCGACGAAGUCAACACCAUAGCCAACAUCAAAGCUAACAUCUUCGAGAAGACCAAGCUGCCACUCGACAACAUGAAGAUAUCAUAUAGAGGCAAGCAGCUGGAGGAUCACCGCACUCUCGCUCAUUACAACAUCGAAGAGGGCACUAUUCUACUCGUCAGUUGCUCCCUCGUCAUCAAGAUGCACGCCACCAACACCGACAUCGGCCUGGACGUGGAGCCAGGGGCCACUGUGCAGCAGCUCAAGCAGCUCCUGGCGCGCCGCAAGAAUCUCAGUGCCGACCGCAUGUACAUCGUCUGCGGAGACCAGAUCCUCAACGACGACCAGGACGUAACCGAGGUGGUGCGCAACGGGAAGGAGCUUGGCAUGCACGUGGGCAACGUACUGGUCAUGUCCUCGUCCGGGCAGAUCGUGCACAGCGACACGGAGGCGCAGCAAGGCGGGGACCAGACAGACCGAUCCCUGGAUCUGAGCGUGUCGGGAUCGCUGAAUUUUGCUCAGACUGCGCGCUAAGUUGAGACGAAUCCAGCGACGUUUCACCAGACAUUCCCGAACCUCCCCUCCCCAUACUUGGCGUUUGCAUGGCUGCCAUCUUAUAGGCCAGUGCUUUUUGUUCCACAGGGUUUGCACAAAGGAUGCUUCCCUGUGGACCAAAGAACUGCUCUGCAAGAUGGCUACCACGCAAAGCCUCUAUCCGGUUCAUAUUAUGUAUGACGUCAUUUCAUUUAAACCACGCCCACUGCACAUACAGUUAGGCGACAUGGAACCGACAGUUAACCCACAACUUGUUCAACCGUGUUUGUCUAACGGGAGCCUGCAAUCAGCAGUGCAUCUGCUUGUAUGACGAAGUCACGUACGAACCGGAUAGACGGCAAACAUUCACUCUUGCGUGCAAAGUACCCUUCAGUUUUUCAGUUAAACCACAAAACGUUUGGAUUCGGGGUUGAAGCGGUCAGAACAUGGCAUGCUCGGAAUAACCAUCGCCAACUUGAUUAAACUCAGUGUAAAUCAAGACGACGAUAAAAUAUAGGGGCUCCAAAAUAACACCAGCGGUGCAAUUUCCAUGCGUACGUUGGAAAUAAAUGUUAUGUUAAGUGCGUGAUUUAGCCUCAAUGCAGACUGUUUAUACGGUAGUGUAACGGUUGCAUCACAUCUCCCGAUAAUAACAGUUAAAAUUUCAGCUGUUUUGUUAGUACAAACCUUUUUGAUUGUGAAACAGCCCUGAUCUUCGUCAAGCUUUUUCAAUGCAGGCAUCUCAGAUAUGUCGCUGGAAUCAACGAGGUUCUUGACAAAUCCUCUUGAGCUAUGACAAAAUGUAACUGGAUUUGGAUUGUGCGUUUCUGCAGGUUUCAAGUCCAUUACUUGGAACUUGCAUACUACAUAAUUAUAUGUGUACAGAAUAAAUGUAGAUGCAUAAAUCGAACAAAAGGGUAAAAAGAGAGAGUAUUUUAAAAAGUGCAAUUAAACAAUUUUAAUAAUGUAUUAAAAUAAUUAUUAUGUUAUUGUACAUUUGAAAAUUAGGCUAAUCAGUAUCUGAAUUUCUCUGAACUUUUUACAUUGUUUACAAUAUUUUUUGGAUAUCGGAGAGUUCUCUGUACAGGGUAGCCGUCGAAAACAAAGUUACAAGUCUGAGAGUGCUAUGAGAACACGCAUGCGCAGUUCAAACUACGAAAAUAGAGUGGCUAUAGGCUUGCGCGAAACUUAAACACAAAAAGGGAAAAUUGACGGUCCUUCAUAAUAUGCCUUUUUAAAACUUCCGUAAUAGCGGCUGCUCUAGUUUGUUGAAGUUGUAUUCAUGUAUAGAGAACACAUCGCCCCAAAUAUAAUUAUGAACUGGCAAUUGGCAAUUUUUUUCUCAAAUACUUUUAAACUAUAGCAUGAAAACAGGUGAAAAAUGUUCCCUGUUUCUAUACAGGAAACCGACUGAUUAAUUAAUCCGUUUCUUGAAUUUAACUGAUUAGUUUUGUAAAUGAUAAAUAUCUGUUUCAGUAUGAUGUCCUCUUUCUUAUGACAUCAAGAAAACAACUUGUCCGUCACACAUGACUAAGCCCAAACUGGCUUAAUGGACCGUGUCAGUAAUGGCUUUGCACCGGAUGCAUCACCAGUUUGCAAAGCGGGAAGCGUUUCUAAAAAAAAAAAAGCAGUAAUUACCGUACACUGCCAAAAUCAUUAAUUCAAAGACAACCGCAGUUAGGGGCUUAUUCCUGCUGCAGCUUAACCCCCAGUGACCUUCAAUAUGCCCCCCCCCCCGCAUUUCUUUCAACGAAAACUUCUUCCCUUGUUUUCAUCGCUUUUAAAUUGGUAUAAUACACUUUGGACAUCCCAGCUAACAGUACGUAAUUCUGACAAAAGCCAUCUCUGGACGGUAUGAAUUUAACACCAAAACAGCAAUUUGGUGCAAAGCCAUUUUGACUUGGUCCAUUAAACAACUUCGUGCAGUCAUCUGUGACUGAAAGUUGGAUUUCUUGGUGUCAUGUAAAUGAGGACGUCAUGACAUAACAGAGCUAGGAUGGUUACCAUUUACAAAAAAAUAAUCGCAUUCAAGAAACAAACAAAAUUAUAUCGGUUUCCUUUUAAAGUCACCCUGUAUAUUUGGCUUUUUAAGUAAAAUAUCCAGUUUAGUAAUGUUCUUCAAUUUUAAUCAUAUUGUUAUGUCAUAUUGUUUUGUCAUAUUGUUAAUUAUUUACACCAAAAACCUUGAAGUAAUGCCCAAAACACCCCAUUUUAACGGUACAUAAAAUAAUGUUGAAUAUCCCAUCCAUGUUGGACGCCUGUCGGUUUUAAAUACUUAACAAAUCCUGUCGACAGGAAGGCCUCAGUUGACUUAUCAUUUGGAUUGAGAGAAUGACAGGCUGACUUCUCACUUAAGUUUUCUACACUGUUAUCUAUUGUGUCUACGACGAAGAAAAAAUUCAGAAUGAUUUAUCGACAACUUUCGCUUUCAGAAGAAUGAAAUGACAGAAAUCAAACCUAAUUGUGUUCAAACGUGAAUCUGUUAGCUUUUACGCCCUUAAAACAGUGGUAAACAAUAUGUUUUCAUUCUUCACCUUUACCUCAGAAAGCUUUGAUUUAAAACUGAAGUUAUGUGAUUGGCUGAAAGCGUGCACGUGUCCUGACAUGUGAUAUUCGUUUUUGAGCAGAGCAUUUUAAAAAUAAAAAAGAUUUAUUUCGAGACUGAGGUAUAUUUUUGUGGGCACAAGAAAGAAAACGUGACUUUAGGAUGUUGAGUUUGCAUUCUGAAAUAGUAAGAACUCCUGGUGUUUGCUGUUUUUUAUUGUCAUAUUUAUAUAUCCAAAUGCGUGUCCUGUAAUCGAGAUAUCUUAUUUUCUUGACUGAUUUAUGGAAUAGAUGUUGUGCUGUAUCGAAUGGCUCAGAGUGGAAUGGAAGGAAUAUCAAAGUUAAAAUCUGGAUUUUUCCAUUUCACGAGGCAAAGUUGAGUGAAAUGGAAAAGUACAGACUUUACCGAGCGAUAUCCUUUCUCAUUUUCACAAUAAUCAUAUAUAAAUUAAUCAUUUUCACAACUCAAAGCAACUCAAUAUUUGUUUUGUACAGCUGACAUAAAGAUCCUCCUCGUCUUGAAAAAGGAAUUUAAAAUGAUUCCAAAUGACACAAAUAGGGGUUGAGAACCAGUUUUGUUUGUUUUCAAUUUUAGCAAAUUGUCACUCUUUUAAAUAAUGCCCUUUACAUUUGGCAAUGGUGAACCUGGCAUAAGUUAUUGGCGCGGGAUGGAAGGAUGACCCCAUACAGUCCUAUUCACCAUUGGCGAAUGGGCUUUUUUGAGCCCUGGUGUGAAUGGCAACGAUAAUGAUUAAUGUGAGUUUCUCCAAUUAAAGGACAAGAAUCUGUGUGUCAGUCAUAUAAAUAACUGUA
This is a messenger RNA of Acanthaster planci (crown-of-thorns starfish), 6987 nucleotides long. RefSeq lists its product as uncharacterized. Gene Ontology annotation, molecular function: protein binding. NCBI's taxonomy places the organism in Eukaryota, Metazoa, Echinodermata, Asteroidea, Valvatida, Acanthasteridae. The record is from RefSeq and is a predicted model, not a curated record. Gene Ontology annotation, biological process: regulation of apoptotic process.